GAGGAUAGCCUCUGGGAAGGCGGUGGUGGCGGUUGUGCCUCUGUGGUUGACGAUGGCCGCAUUCCCCGGCUUGAGCGCCUCGGCGCGGUCUUUCGGUGGCGGCGAGCGUUGCUCGGUGCACUGGUUCCGCCGGGGCCUGAGGCUCCACGACAACCCUGCGUUGCAGGCGGCCGUCCGGGAUGGCGGCUCGGUGCGGUGCAUCUAUAUCUUGGACCCCUGGUUCGCGGCCUCCUCCGCCGUGGGCAUGAACCGCUGGAGGUUCUUGCUCCAAUCCUUGGAAGACUUGGACAACAGUUUAAGGAAACUCAACUCCCGCUUAUUUGUAGUACGAGGUCAACCCACUGAUGUUUUUCCAAGGCUCUUUAAAGAAUGGGGGGUGACUCGCCUUACCUUUGAAUAUGACUCUGAACCAUUUGGGAAAGAAAGAGAUGCUGCUAUAGUGAAGUUGGCAAAAGAAGCUGGUGUGGAAGUGGUGACAGAGAAUUCUCAUACCCUUUAUGACUUGGACAGGAUAAUUGAACUGAAUGGACACAAGCCUCCUCUUACGUAUAAGCGUUUCCAAGCCAUCAUUAGUCGUAUGGAACUGCCCAAGAAGCCAGUUGCUGCCAUAACAAGCAAUCAAAUGGAAAAAUGCAAGACUGAGAUUCAAGAAAAUCAUGACGACACAUACGGGGUUCCGUCCCUGGAGGAGCUGGGUUUCUCCACUGAUGGGCUUGCCCCUGCUGUUUGGCAGGGAGGGGAAACUGAAGCCUUAACUCGUCUGGAUAAGCAUCUGGAAAGAAAGGCAUGGGUUGCAAAUUAUGAAAGGCCAAGGAUGAAUGCCAACUCAUUGCUGGCAAGCCCAACCGGGGUCAGUCCCUAUCUUCGGUUUGGUUGCUUAUCCUGCCGCUUGUUCUAUUACCGUCUCUUGGAACUAUACAAAAAGGUGAAGCGGAACAGUACUCCUCCGCUAUCGCUGUAUGGCCAAUUGCUUUGGAGAGAAUUUUUCUAUACAGCUGCAACAAACAAUCCCAAAUUUGACCGUAUGGAUGGAAACCCAAUUUGCAUCCAGAUCCCAUGGGACAAGAAUCCUGAAGCCUUGGCAAAAUGGGCAGAAGGCAAGACAGGAUUCCCCUGGAUUGAUGCCAUCAUGACACAAUUGAGACAGGAGGGUUGGAUUCAUCAUCUGGCCCGGCAUGCUGUAGCUUGCUUUCUGACAAGAGGUGAUCUGUGGAUCAGCUGGGAGUCUGGAGUGAAGGUGUUUGAUGAGCUGCUGCUGGAUGCAGAUUUCAGUGUGAAUUCAGGCAGCUGGAUGUGGCUUUCCUGCAGUGCUUUCUUCCAACAGUUCUUCCACUGCUAUUGCCCUGUUGGCUUUGGACGUCGUACAGAUCCUAGUGGUGACUUUGUAAGACGAUAUCUGCCAAAGCUGAAAGGCUUUCCUUCACGCUAUAUCUAUGAGCCCUGGAAUGCCCCUGAGUCAGUGCAGAAGGCAGCAAAAUGUAUCAUUGGGGUAGACUAUCCCAAACCCAUGGUGAAUCAUGCAGAAACCAGUCGACUGAACAUCGAGCGCAUGAAACAGAUUUACCAGCAACUAUCACGCUACCGAGGCCUCUGUUUGUUGGCCUCUGUCCCUUCCUGCAUGGAAGACUUCAACAGCCCAGUCACAGACCCUUCUGUGGGACAGGGAAACAGUACUAAUACAAUGCCAAGACAGUCUCUCCUGGGCCAUACUUCUCCAAAACGAAAGCAUGAGGUUGUAAGUGAAUACAGUGGAGAGUUGUACAAACGAGCUAGGGUAACAGCUCUGCAAAUUUCACAGAAUCCACAGCAAGAACUUGAGAAUCCUGAAAUAGGAGAUUGACAAGGCAACAACCAGAUAAUGGAAUGGCCACUGCAGUAGCAGAGAGGUGUUGCUACCUGAAGGAUCAUAAUGUUGACCAACUUCAUCUGUCAAGUGUCUGUAUGAAUGUGUAACCAACAUGACCGCCACAAAGGAUUCUGCAACUCCAGUGCAGGAUGCAGUGAGCAAGGUUCAUCAGUAAACAGCAGCCCAGGGAACAAAUAUCUGGCUUUCCUGAGAUACAUUUGGAUUCUGCUAAGACAAGACAUUGGAAUGAAAUGUGCUUAUUCCAUAGUAUAUUCCAUUUACCUCAUGUACUGUUCCACUUGUUGCUCCAUUUAGAGCAUCAUUUACUAAGUGUUCUCUCUCUGCUGUUAAUUAGCAGGUAGUGAGAUGAGCCAUGCAAAAUAUGUCAUGGUGCUCACCAUGGGUCCACAUGCUGCUGCACCUGUUAAAACACUCCAAAUAGAGAGUCUCUUGAAAUUCAGACAGGAGAAGCAUCAUGCAUUGGAGUACUUGGAGGAAAAUGAGUGAUUCUAAGGUGGCUGCAUAAUAAUGACCAUUUUUUCCCAGAUGGUAGUAAGGUUGGUGGAGGGUCAGAGUGGAAAUAAUUAUUUUGUUAGUCCAGAGAGGCCACUAUAGCUUUUUUUACCACAUGUUAACUAUUAAUAGAUUCUGAGGUAUUCUUGCUAUUUGAUCAUUUGCCUGUGGGCAGGGCUAUAUCUGCUUUUCAGCAGGAACAACAAAAAUGCUGCAGAAUAGAACUGCCACAGAAUUUGGCUACCAUAAAAUUGCCUCUGCUUUUUUAAGACAAAAAAGAGUGCUUUAAAUGUAUUCAUUAUAUCUUAUGAAAUUUCAGAAACCAGAGCAGUUGUUGAAUAAGAUUUCCUGUGAUCAAAAGGUGUGGCUUUAGUGCCAUAUGUAGCUCCUUCCUCCUCCCAAGACUAGCAGAAGCAAAAUAAAUUGUGCAGAAUAAGAGAGAGUACAUAAAUAUAACUUGAUUUGCAACCUCUCUGUUUUUCCAGAAUUUGGAUUAUUAGGCAAAGAAGGUUGGUGGAAACUACAGGAUGCAGUGAAUUUGCAUCUUUAACUAUUCCUAGAGUAUGUGGCUACAAAAUUGCUUGAUGGCCUGCUCUUCUACAAGUGUACUCCCCAAAGAGAAAGAACUGUUUCCAGUUGAGGAAAGGCCUAUCUGUUCAUCGCUGCCUGGAAUCCCCCCCCCCUUUUACUACAGGAAGCUCCUGACAUGGAUUGAACUAGAUCCAUUGUAAUGACUUGGGGGGUGGGGGGAGGUGUGUCACUUGGAUUUAGUAAGGCCAACAGAUCUUUCCUGUCUAUAGACUUUUUUCAGCACUUCUCUUGUUCUGUUUUCCCAACUAUAGGAUGCAGUGAAUUUGCACCUUUAACUGUUCCUAGAGUAUGUGUCUGAGACUGUGUGCUUCUCUUUAAUCUUACUCAGAAUUUGGAAUUCUAAAAAGACAUCUUCAUAGUUCCUUCAGAUUAUUGGACAUGUGGCCAUCAUUUGAUUUCAGUGUGGUCUUGGCAGGGUUGCUGGCCCACUUCCUGCAUCACACCAAUGGGAAAUGCCAUAUUUUCUAAGACUCUGGGAAGACUGUUCUAUGUAGCUGUUAUCAUGUAGUGAAAUGAACUACCCAGAAUAAUAUUUUUUGCUUUAUAAAAUACUUUGGUUGUGUUAGCAGAUUCCAAGAAGCUAGUCACAGAUGCAGUAUGUAGAGCUAGAAAAUUGCUUGAUGGCCUUCUCCAUUGUAAUGGGAACACAGACUUUUACCUGAAUUAGGGGUCUGGGCUUUGGAUUUGAGAACACUGGUAAGGGGGAAAUGGACUUGAUGACACCUGAAGCUAUGCAUUCAUGGGGAAAGUCAUGCAGUUUUAUAAGCUAUAUCACUAUAAUUUGGUCAUAUGUUGAGAACUAGUAACUUUUCCCUGAAAGGAAUGCUGCUCUGUUGGUCCACUUUCCAAACUACUAUGACUAAUCCUCUCUAAAGAAAGCUAAAUAAUCCUUUUUAUCUAAUGUUUUGUCACCUUGUAAAUAUUUAACGUCAUAUGGUAGAGGGCAUGAGAAGAAUUCAGCUCUGUUCUGUAUUGCAGAGUAGGAAACAAACGCACUUACUACAGUUCAGAUUCAGAAACUGUGACUUUUCUUCCUUGAAAUGUUUUCCAGCUUUGGCUAUUGUUGUGUUUAACUAUUAAUUUGUUUUAUAAAUGUUUUUAUCACCCUAUUUGUUGUAUCUCAGGUAAUUGAUGAGAAGUCCAGCAUAUCCAAAUGGAUUACUGUGUACAUAUGACUCUUUCACUAGAAAAUCUCUAGAUCUGAAAAUGGACAGCAGUUCUAGAAAAACAUACACUUUGCCAUAUUUAAAGAACAUCUUAAACAUAUCAGAUUACAGGUUUUGCCCUUAAUUAGCACUGUAGCAGAAAACAAACUUACAGUGAAAUCCUAAGAAGAGGAACUCUAGUCUAAGCCCAUUGAGUAACUCUGCUUAGGAUGCAAAAAAGGAAAAAGUCCAGUAGCACCUUUAAGGCUUACCAACUUUAUUGAGGCAUAAGCUUUUGAGAACCACAGCUCUCUUCAUCAGAUGCAAGCUCUCUUCGUCAGUCUGCUUAGGAUUUCACUGUUGUGCAGGAAAAAUAAUUAAAUUGAGGACUAGGAUGUUAUAAGAAGAGAAUAUGUACCAAUUACAUGGGAUAAGGCUCAAUAAUGGAAAAAAUAUAUUAUCUGAUGAAGGGAGCCUUGACUCUUGAAAGCUUAUGCCCUGAAAGUUUUGUUAGUCUUUAAGGUCCUACCAGACUCAAAUCUUGCUGUUCAACCGCAUACCAAUGUGGCUGCCCAUCUGAAACUAUACUAGUAACAGUUGCACUGAUUGCCACACAUGCUUGUCCCAGGCCCAAAUCUAAACAAUCAAUAUUAAUUUAUAAAUAUUUCACUCUUAUUGUAAGGAGGAGCUUGAAAGUGUGUGCGUGUGUGUGUGUGUGUGCACGCGCUGGGCCCUGGAAAGGAACUGUCCAACACACAGUCCCUGCUCUCUUGAACAGUUUCCCCUACUUCCUACCUGGUUCUUCAUGCAUAUACAACUCUCAGAAAGUAUUCUGAGGGUGACUGAGAGCGGUCUCAGUCAUAGGAUUUUUGCCAUUUGCCUGGUUGUGGAGGGGUGUUUUGGAAACAGGUCAAGGAGAGUGGUUUAGACGAGUCAUUGGAGCUCUAGGAUCUGCAAGUGCAAACUCAGAGGUAUUUUUAAAGAGGUGACAAAACUAUUGCUUGGUUGUGUACAAUCAUGGGAGUUAUACCGGGGAUGUAAUGUUAUUGAA
This is a messenger RNA of Eublepharis macularius, 5146 nucleotides long. RefSeq names its product cryptochrome circadian regulator 2 (gene CRY2). NCBI's taxonomy places the organism in Eukaryota, Metazoa, Chordata, Lepidosauria, Squamata, Eublepharidae. The coding region runs from base 53 to 1840 and encodes 595 amino acids. Gene Ontology annotation, biological process: entrainment of circadian clock by photoperiod; circadian regulation of gene expression; negative regulation of DNA-templated transcription. Gene Ontology annotation, cellular component: cytoplasm; nucleus. Gene Ontology annotation, molecular function: DNA binding; FAD binding. The transcript has 12 exons. The record is from RefSeq and is a predicted model, not a curated record.